AUGAAGCUUGCAAUUGUGUGUACUCUGGCCAUGGCGGCCUGUGUCGUCGGUCUGACAGCCACCACUUCUGAGCCUGCUCUGGCGCAGAUCUCGGCGGCAGCGGCUACGACCAAACCAGAGAUCACCACCUCUGACGUGAAGGGUCUGUCCUUCGACCGCUUUUACCAGGUCUGGCUGGAAAACAUCGACUUCGAGGACUCUGCCGCGGAUACCAACAUGCAGUGGCUCGCAUCCCAGGGAAUUCUUCUGACCAAUUUCUAUGCAGUCACACAUCCUUCCGAGCCUAACUACUGUGCUGCCGCUGGUGGUGACACCUUUGGCAUGGACAAUGAUGACUUCAAGCAAAUGCCCGAGAACAUCUCUUCCAUUGCUGAUUUGCUGGACACUAAGAGCAUUUCGUGGGCCGAGUACCAGGAGCAUAUUCCUCAUGCCGGAUUCCAGGGCUUCAACUUCUCGAACCAGCAUAGCCACAAGCCAGAUUAUGUUCGAAAGCACAACCCAAUGGUUCUGUACGACUCGGUUGUGGCCAAUGAUUCACGUGCACGCUCGAUCAAGAGCUUUGAGGACUUUGAGAAUGAUAUCAAGGCCAAGCAACUUCCUCAGUGGGCCUUCAUCACUCCAAACAUGACCAACGAUGCUCACGAUACCAACAUUACCUUUGCUGCUAAGUGGGAGCGUCCCUGGAUGGCCAACCUGUUCCAAAAUGAAUACUUCAUGAAGGACACUCUGGUACUCCUGACCUUUGACGAGGAUUCAACUUACACAAAGGGCAACCGGAUCUUCAGCAUUCUCGUUGGAGGCGCCGUGCCUGAACACCUUCAGGGCACUAAGGAUGAUACAUUCUACACCCACUACUCCAGCAUCGCUACCAUCUCCGCCAACUGGGGUCUUCCCUCUUUGGGUCGUUGGGAUUGCGGCGCCAACAUCUUCCAAAUUGUCGCCAACAAGACUGGUUAUGUCAACUACGAAGUCGACAAGACCCAUCUGACUUUGAACCAGACCUACCCUGGCCCUAUGUCUAUCGGCGACAAGGAAACCGGAAACACCUCCAAGUUCAUUCCCGACUGGCCUAUCCCUAUUACCGAUAGCAAUGAGAAGUGUUCAGCUGGACACGGUAUCCUGGACAUUGUCAAGAGCACCUAUGGAAAGCUACACCCAACCUAUAAUUACACUACCCCCUUCCCCUGGGACUCGCGCUACGGCUACAAUGACAAGGUCACUUUCAAGCGUCCUUCCAACACGACUCACACCAACUCAACUACUGGUGUCGAUACCCAGCACCGCAAUGCCGGAGCUAGUGUCGUUGCUCUCCUUCCAAAUGUGUUGAUCGGAGUCCUAUCGGCCGCUGCUCUUCUAGUUUGCUAA
Molecule: messenger RNA, 1365 nt
Organism: Penicillium salamii
Lineage: Eukaryota; Fungi; Ascomycota; Eurotiomycetes; Eurotiales; Aspergillaceae
Source: the annotation of a GenBank genome assembly